GGUUGCUCGUCUUGUAUCAGGCGGAUAGUGUGGGAGAGCGAGAUGGAUGACUGCGCGGGGUAUGCCACCUGGCGGGGCCAUAUCCAUGAUGGAGAGGCAAUCGAUUGCAAAUUGGUAUGCUUGGACUCGAAAAGUCGCGCCAAGGUGUCGGAGUUGUUUCUUCUUGGGGGUCCCGAAUGUGUAGACGUCGCUCUCGGUCUUGUUGUCCCCGGUUCCGGUGGGUUUGUGAGCGAAGCAUGCACUUCCAAGGUGAGGACGAGGAUUUACAACAAGGUUGCAGAUUUGGGAGGGUUGCGGGCUUUGCGUCUCGCAGCGAACAUGGCGCGCGACGCCACGGCGGCAUCUGGGGUGUCUUCUCCCCCAUCAUGGGUAGAUGGGGUCGCCUGCGACCACAGCAGGAGGUUCUUGUUGACGUUGGCAUCGGCAGAUUGCUGUGCGGCGCUGCGCGAGUGCCAGGUUGGAGAGACCUUGACGCACACGGCCAGUCGGCUCCGGAGGAAGGAGGUUAAUAUGCUGUAUGCCCGACUUUUCAAGGUGGCUGGGUAUAGGGGUCUGCUGGCGGGUUCUCGCAUUGGCGAAGAUACCGAUUUUUGGCGCGAAUAUGAUUGCGCUCUUGAGCGGGAAUCUCCCGCCGCUCUUCCCGGUCCCAGACGCAACGCGUCUGAGCUGGCAGUUCGGCUUUUGCUGAGUUUGGACCAGGCGUGUGGUGGAGAGGUCCGGCAACGAGUGGAAGAGAUUCUUCUAGAUCGUGGAGGGAAGGAGUCGUUCGUGCCAUGCAGAGCACGGUCGGGAUUGAUUGCCGAAGCGUUCAGGGUGUCGGCCGCGGGGCGCAGCGGAAGGCGCACGUCCACGGAAAAGCUACUGCUCCCGUCUUCUCCCUCGAGCUCGACUUCCUCGUUGUCUUCGACGUUUUCUGACGACUCCGAGGAUGAGGAAUGGCGCCUGCGUAUGCAAGACAAGUUGAAGAAGGUGCAGAGCAAGAAGGAUUCGGUGGUAGUCGACAAGCAUCGUCGCCAUGAGCAUCGGCACUGUGGGAAGCGCGUCGUUGAACAUCGGCUGGACUCUUCUUCCACAUCGAGCUCGUCCUCGUCGGACUCCUCGGAUGCCGACGUGCACAAGAUAAGGAAGUCAAAGACGAUGGUACAUCGCCAUCAUCGCGGCAGCGUCAACAUCGAGGAUAGCAGCGAUGGCGAACACAGGCGGCGUCGUCGUGAAUCGCAUCGUCAUGAGGCGAAGGUGCAUGGAAAGGUUUCUUUCUCGUGCGACUCCGACAGUAGUAGCGACCAUUAUCACAAGGUCGAUAGCAGUUCCGCGAAACGAACUGAGGAGAGACGGCAUCGCCAAACUGUGAUCGCGGGAGAUGAACACAGGAAGCAGAAGAAUUCCGGUGGAGUCUCGGAUCACAGUGAGGGCCCUCGUCUGAAGAAGACUAAGGUUAAAACGACCAACGUAAAGGUGGACAAGAGGACAGUACAAUUGACUACCGACAGCGGUACCGAGAGCAUCGUGGAUGGCAGCGAAGAGAGUGAUCGUGCUGGCUCGCGAUACAGGAAGGAAACGACGCUCAAAAUCGACAACAUCAGCAAGUCGAAGGAGCAAUUUGUUCACGAGUGCGACAGCAACCACGAUCUUUCCAGCGCGCGCUUGACGAAGAAGACGACUGCCGCAGACGACCGAAAAUCAAGUGACUCGGUAAAAAAGUCGUCCACGUUAAAGGUCGAGCACACGGUGACGGGGAAAACGACGGUCGACAGCGGCAAGAAGGUUACGAAGCAAUCUGACAGUGAAGAGGGUGGCUCGCGAUACAGUAAGGAAACGACGUACAAAAAGGGCAAGAACAGCAAGUCGAAGAAGCAGGUUAUCGGCGAGAGCGAGAACGAAGACGAUAGUUCAUGCGCGCGCGUGACGAAGAAGACGGCCGCUGCAGACGACGGAAAGUUAAGUGACUCUGUGAAGAAGUCGUCCUCGUCCUUUUCAAAGGUCGAGCAGACGGUGACGGGGAAAACGACGGUCGAUAACAGCAAGAAGGCGACUAAUGCCAAGCAAUCUGAUAGUGAAGCGAGUGACCGUGGUGGCUCGGGAUACAGUAAGGAAACGACGUACAAAAUCGGGAAGGGUAGCAAGUUGAAGAAGCUGGCUAUCGACGAGAGCGACAGUGACCACGAUAGGUCCUACGAGCACAUGAAGAAGAAGACGGCUGUGACGGAGGGCAUAAAGUCGAGAGACUCGGUGAAGAAGUCGUCCUUAUCCACGUCAAAGGUCGAGCACACGCUGACGGGGAAAACGACCGUCGACAGCACCGAGAAGGGUGUGAAGCAAUCUGACAGUGAAGAGGGUGACCUUGUUGGCUCGCGAUACAACGUCACGAAGGACUACGAGGGUAAGGGAAAGGCGUUCGAUGAAAGCUCCUACUCGGUGCACAAGGACGUGCGGCAGAGAAGUAAGGACGAGACACACCAGUCGAAGCACGAAUACAAAGAGAGCAAGGAGUCGAGGGAGGAAUACAAGGAGCACAAGAAGCAGGAACACAUGGAGGCAGAAAAGAAGCACAAGGAGGUGAAGAAGGAUGUACACAAGGAGGUGAAGAAGGAUGUACACAAGGAGGUGAAGAAGGAUGUACAGAAGGAGGUGAAGAAGGAUGUACACAAGGAGGAACACGAGACGGUGCACAAAGAGACGGAGUAUAAGGAGCAAAGGGAGUCGAAGGAGACGGAGGAUCUGAAGUCCUCUGGGACGAAGAAGGUCGACUGCACGGAAUCGGAUGAGUAUCGCAAAGAGUUCAAAGGUGGAUACAAGGAGGCGAAGGGCCAGCACAAGGAGACGAAGCACGAAAGCAUUGCGACUGGCGACCAUGUGCACCGAGGAAAAGAGUCGUACGUGAAGGAAACCACGACAACGAUGAAGAUCACAGAGCAGUCAGAUUCGGAGGGUGAAUGGACAGAAGUUUCAGAUCGGUACGGGCACAAAAGGUACGUCAGAAGGAUGACAAAAACACGGAGAAGGAAGCACCAUGACUCGGAGGACGACACUGAGGAUGAGGAUGAGUCGACGUUCACCUUAAAACAGAAACAACAGGAAAGCGUGAGGGGCAAGAAGCAGAGCUCAUAUGAGCGUAUGCUGGGAAAGACCCAUACAGAAACACAGAAAGAGGAGGAGACGAAAGAAGUGAAGAAAGACGUGAAGAAAGGAGAGGAAUACUCUUCCCAACAGCACAAGUCAAGGGAGGAGCACAAGUCCAGGGAAGAGCACAAGUCCAAGGAGGAGCACAAGUCCAAGGAGGAGCACAAUUCCAAGGAGGAUCACAAGUCCAAGGAGGAGCACAAGUCCGAAGGAAAGGAAAAGGAUAAGCACGGUGGUUCUUCAGAGGAUGAAUGGACGGAAGUUUCUGAUGGACAAGGGGGCAAGAAGUGUGUGCGGAGGACAACCAUCAGGCGUUGCCACAAGCAUAGUGGGUGGGGUUCUGAGGAUGAAAGUGACUACGAGUCUUGGGUGAUCAAAAGGAGAGUGAAACGGGAAGAACACUGCAAGGGCCACGACGGUGGUGAAAGCAAGGAGACAAGCAUGAAGAUGACAAAGGAAGAGAAGAGAAUUGCCCACGAAAAGAAGAGGCAGGAAGUGGAUGGACACCAUGCUGAAAUUCAGGAAAAGCAUAGGGAGAAGCGAGAGGUGGACAGGCGACACGCGAAGAACGAAUCUCGUAAGGAGUCUCACAAGAAGGGAAGUGAAAGCGAGAGUGAAUGCAAGGAGCGUAAAGAGCAGAAAUCCAAGGAGGAGCACAAGUCAAAGGAGAUCAAAUGCAAGGAGGAAUACAAAUACGAGGAAUGCAAGUCCAAGGAGCACAAGGAACACAAGUCCAAGGAGGAGCACAAGGAGCAAAAGUCAACAGAGGAGCACAAGGAAUACAGAUCCAAGGAGCAAGAGGAGCACAAGUCCAAAGAGCACAAGGAGCACAAGUCCAAGGAGGAGCACAAGUCCAAGGAGGAGCACAAGUCCAAGGAGGAGCACAAGUCCAAGGAGGAGCACAAGUCUAUGGAGGAGCACAGAUCUAAGGAGCACAAAUCCACGGAGGAGCACAAGGAGCACAAAUCGAAAGAGGAGCACAAAUCGGAGCACAAGUCCAAGAAGGAGCACAAGGAGCACAAGUCCAAGGAGGAGCACAAGUCCAAGCAGGAGCACAAGUCCAAGGAGGAGCACAAGGAGCACAAGUCCAAGGAGGAGCACAAGUCCAAGCAGGAGCACAAAUCCGAGGAGUGCAAGGAGCAGAAAUUGAAGGAGGACCACAAAUCGAAGGAGCACAAAUCGGAGCACAAGGCAUCUUCCUCGGUGGAGCACGAGGCCUCUUGCUCGUCGGAGCAGAAGGCCGCCUCCUCGUUGGAGCACCAGUCCAGCUCUUCAUCACAAGAGAAGAUCUCAAGCUCGGGUUUUAAAUCCAGUUCGUCUUCAGCUAGCGAAGAGAAGAGUUCGGGGUCAGGCUCGAAGUCGAGUUCCAGUUCUUCGUUAGAAAGGAAGUCAAGUUCAAGUUCUCAAGAGAAGAGUUCGAAGAGUUCGUCGUCGGGAGGCACAGGAAGUUAUUCGGUAUCAUAUAGUGAGGAGGUUACCGAGGAAAGGAUAAAGAAAAGCGGCGGUGGGAAGAAACAAGCGAGCAAAGCUCAGGAAGAAGAAGAGUGGGAGGAGGAGGUGAUCGUGACCGAGGAGGUCAUUGAUGACUGUUAUGUGCCAGACGGCGUGCCUUCCGAACAGCAUAUCUGGGAGGCUGAUCAGCGAUGUGUGGUKGUMAGUGAAGUGACGGGUAUGSAGGCAGAAGGUGGGUCUUUGGGCGGACAUUAYUUCAAUCAGGAGUCCGACUAUCAGCUUGAGCACUCSUUCUCCGCGCAUCCUUACGAACGUCAGUACACUUACCUCAAGGGCAUGGUGGGUGGAAGCACCAAGCCCACCGCCCUUUUGUCAAGGGGUAGUGCUAGGCCAGAAAAUACGAGCUUGGUGGAGCACAGGGAGGAGGAGGAGGUGGUGACGACAGUCACCUCUGAGAGGGAGCGCGAGCGCAGGGAGACUCGGCACGAGGAAGCUCACAGCAAAAAGAGCGAUAAGGAUGACAAGUCUAUUUCCCUGCAUCGUGUGCAUCAGAAAAGCGGCAGGUCUCAUUACAGUGGGAGUCGUCAGUAUAUGCGAAUUGUGAACUACUGGUGGGAGCAGCCGCAGAAGAAUGGCUGGGAGAUGCUGCAUCCAUCGGUCAUAUGAACAAGUCUUAUGUGAUGGCAUUUCACCAGUCCGGAAAGAACUCUCGCAAUAUGAGGAGCUACUGGGAGUUCUCUGCUCCAAGUCAUCUGAUAAACGUGAUGUCAAGAAAUCCCUAGUGGCAGCCAAGGAUAUCAUCGGCGAGUCCUCAAGCUGGACUGCCAGCCAAGAGUAUUGUUCCACCAAGUC
Messenger RNA from Chara braunii, 5424 nucleotides. The record is from the annotation of a GenBank genome assembly. NCBI's taxonomy places the organism in Eukaryota, Viridiplantae, Streptophyta, Charophyceae, Charales, Characeae.